Molecule: messenger RNA, 1872 nt
Organism: Knipowitschia caucasica
Lineage: Eukaryota; Metazoa; Chordata; Actinopteri; Gobiiformes; Gobiidae
Source: the annotation of a GenBank genome assembly
AUGGCCUGCUCACAGAUUCUGCCCUCUCUCCUGCCCUCUCCUGCCCUCUCUCCUGCCCUCUCUCCUGCCCUCUCUCCUGCCCUCUCUCCUUCCCUCUCUCCUGCCCUCUCCUGCCCUCUCUCCUUCCCUCUCUCCUGCCCUCUCUCCUGCCCUCUCCUGCCCUCCCUCCUGCCCUCUCUCCUGCCCUCUCUCCUGCCCUCCCUCCUGCCCUCCUCCUGCCCUCUCUCCUGCCCUCUCUCCUUCCCUCUCUCCUGCCCUCACUCUUGCCCUCUCUCCUGCCCUCUCUACUGCCCUCUCCUGCCCUCUCUCCUGCCCUCUCCUGCCCUCUCUACUGCCCUCUCUCCUGCCCUCACUCCUGCCCUCUCUCCUGCCCUCUCCUGCCCUCUCUCCUGCCCUCACUCCUGCCCUCUCUCCUGCCCUCUCCUACCCUCACGCCUGCCCUCUCUCCUGCCCUCACUCCUGCCCUCUCCUGCCCUCACUCCUGCCCUCUCUCCUGCCCUCACUCCUGCCCUCACUCCUGCCCUCACUCCUGCCCUCUCCUGCCCUCUCCUGCCCUCACUCCUGCCCUCUCUCCUGCCCUCACUCCUGCCCUCUCCUGCCCUCUCUCCUGCCCUCUCUCCUGCCCUCUCCUGCCCUCUCUCCUGCCCUCACUCCUGCCCUCUCCUGCCCUCACUCCUGCCAUCUCCUGCCCUCUCUCCUGGCCUCUCCUGCCCUCACUCCUGCCCUCUCCUGCCCUCUCUCCUCUCCUGCCCUCUCUCCUUCCCUCUCUCCUGCCCUCUCCUGCCCUCCCUCCUGCCCUCUCUCUCCUGCCCUCUCUCCUGCCCUCCCUCCUGCCCUCCCUCCUGCCCUCUCUCCUGCCCUCUCUCCUUCCCUCUCUCCUGCCCUCACUCCUGCCCUCUCUCCUGCCCUCUCUCCUGCCCUCUCUACUGCCCUCUCCUGCCCUCUCUCCUGCCCUCUCCUGCCCUCUCUCCUGCCCUCUCUCCUGCCCUCUCUCCUGCCCUCUCCUGCCCUCUCUCCUGCCCUCUCUCCUGCCCUCUCCUGCCCUCUCUCCUGCCCUCACUCCCGCCCUCACUCCUGCCCUCUCUCCUGCCCUCUCUACUGCCCUCUCCUGCCCUCUCUCCUGCCCUCUCCUGCCCUCACUCCUGCCCUCUCACCUGCCCUCUCCUGCCCUCUCUCCUGCCCUCACUCCUGCCCUCACUCCUGCCCUCUCUCCUGCCCUCUCCCUACCACCCUCACUCCUGCCCUCUCUCCUGCCCUCACUCCUGCCCUCACUCCCCUCACUCCUGCCCCUCUCCUGCCCUCCUCCUGCCCUCUCUCCUGCCCUCACUCCUGCCCUCUCACUCCUGCCCUCUCUCCUGCCCUCACUCCUGCCCUCACUCCUGCCCUCACUCCUGCCCUCUCUCCUGCCCUCCUCCUGCCCUCUCCUGCCCUCUCCUGCCCUCUCUCCUGCCCUCUCUCCUGCCCUCUCCUGCCCUCUCUCCUGCCCUCACUUCUGCCCUCUCCUGCCCUCACUCCUGCCCUCUCCUGCCCUCUCUCCUGCCCUCUCCUGCCCUCUCUCCUGCCCUCUCUCCUGCCCUCUCUCCUGCCCUCUCCUGCCCUCUCCUGCCCUCUCUCCUGCCCUCACUCCUGCCCUCUCUCCUGCCCUCACUCCUGCCCUCUCCUGCCCUCUCUCCUGCCCUCACUCCUGCCCUCUCUCCUGCCCUCACUCCUGCCCUCUCCUGCCCUCUCUCCUGCCCUCACUCCUGCCCUCUCUCCUGCCCUCACUCCUGCCCUCUCCUGCCCUCUCUCCUGCCCUCACUCCUGCCCUCUCUCCUGCCCUCUCCUGCCCUCACGGUGGUGAUGUCACACGGUGGGUCUGUCACACGGUGGUGA